AGUUCACGGAGUGGCGCUUAAUAGCCCGUCAUGGUUUUAUUUACGUGGGGCGCAUAAUCAGUGUGGAAAAGUGAUACAAAUCGCGCAAUCGGACAGUGCAAUAAACGGCGACCAAUAAAUUGUAGGUGGUGCGUGCCGCAACAACACGUGGAUAGUCCGGUUAAGGCGGCGGUGAGAAGAUCGAAUCGAAUCGAAUCGAAUCGAAUCGAAUCGAGGCGAGAGUUGGUUGCGUUGUUGUGCGGUGGUUAGGCGGUAUCGGUGGACAACGUGCGUUUCAUGCACUAUUGUUGUUAUUUUGAUGGUCGCAGCAGCCAGUGGCACCAGUGGCACCAGUGACACCAGUGGCAGGCAGUGCAUUCGUGUUUUCGUGUUGAGGCGCACGGUGGCCUAGUCUAUUGUGCUGUGUAGGGGAGGCCGCCAUCCCGGAUUCCCGAAUCGCACCGUCGUCGUUCCUCUUUGAUUCCUGGCCGUGUGCGGCUGGAGGCGUCCGUGGUUGCGGCGGAUGCAAUGUCCGCGGACGGCGAGCGGGGAAUCGAUGGCGCGGCCCCAGGAGCUCUGCGUCGCCUCUGAUGUGUUUUGAAGCGGCCGGCCAUUUGUUAUCGUUCUGUCCUUGUCUGGCCCGGGGCGGAAGUGUCUGCAUCGGUUGGCCUUGGUAACGCGAGGUUAGUGGCCUUAACCACGCGGGAUUGUUUACCCAGUGACAGCAUGCUCGGGACGGGUACGGGUCCAUCCGCCGCCUCCUGCCGUCCUCGCUGCUGCCGCUCUUGAAUCGCUGACGAAGAGUCGCCCGGUUCACGUUCCAGGACCAUCCCACCUGGACGCAACCCCCGAUACCGUUUAUUCAGCAUCGACACAUGGCGUGGCACAAACACGACCAUCAAAUGCUCAUGGACAAAGCUAAACAGAAAAUGCCAGUACCAGUGGCGGUGAGCGGCGUGACGAUGGGCGGGAGCGCCGGAGGCGACGGCACGGGCGGCGGUGGACGCCGUCAUGUGCCCCUGUACGGACGCCUGGUGGCGGACGAAGCACUAGGUGUCGGCACGAUGUCCGCGCCCGGCGGCACCGACAUCCAGGCCAUGCAGGCUCGGAUACCCACCACGUUCCGCGACCCGGCCUCCGCCCCUAUUCGCAAACUCUCCGUCGACCUCAUCAAAACAUACAAGCACAUAAACGAGGUCUACUACGCUAAAAAGAAACGACGAGCAGCCCAGUCACAAAGUGAAGACAGCACGACGAAAAAGGAGAGAAAAAUCUACAAUGACGGUUUCGACGACGAUAACCACGACUACAUUAUUAAGAACGGUGAAAAGUUCCUGGAUCGGUACGAGAUCGACAGCCUUAUAGGAAAAGGUUCGUUCGGACAGGUGGUCAAGGCUUACGAUCACGUGGAACAGUGCCACGUGGCGAUCAAGAUCAUCAAGAACAAAAAACCCUUCCUCAACCAGGCGCAAAUUGAGGUCAAGCUGCUUGAGAUGAUGAAUCGAGCGGACACUGAAAAUAAGUAUUAUAUAGUGAAAUUAAAAAGACACUUCAUGUGGCGAAACCAUCUGUGCCUGGUGUUCGAACUGUUGUCCUACAAUCUGUACGACUUGCUGCGCAACACCAACUUCCGCGGCGUGUCGCUCAACUUGACGCGGAAGUUUGCGCAGCAAUUGUGCACCGCAUUGUUGUUCCUUUCGACGCCCGAGCUGAACAUCAUCCACUGCGACCUCAAACCGGAGAACAUCCUUCUCUGCAACCCCAAACGGUCAGCCAUCAAGAUCGUCGACUUUGGCAGCUCUUGUCAGCUCGGUCAAAGGAUAUACCAAUACAUUCAGUCGAGGUUUUAUCGUUCCCCGGAGGUUUUGCUGGGUAUCCCUUACGAUCUGGCAAUCGAUAUGUGGUCGCUCGGGUGUAUAUUGGUGGAGAUGCAUACCGGGGAGCCACUAUUCAGCGGUGCCAACGAAGUCGACCAGAUGAACAAAAUCGUCGAGGUGUUAGGCAUGCCGCCCAAACACCUACUCGACACUGCCAAUAAAACGAGAAAGUUCUUUGAGAAGUUACCGGGCGACAGAAGGUAUACGCUGAAAAAGACAAAGGACGGCAAGAGAUACAAGAUCCCGGGCUCGCGGCGUCUCCACGACAUACUGGGCGUCGAGACUGGCGGCCCUGGCGGUCGGAGGGCGGGCGAGGCCGGUCACUCUAUGUCCGAAUACCUCAAAUUCAAGGACCUUAUCCUGCGAAUGCUCGACUACGAUCCGAAGACGCGAAUCACGCCGUACUACGCGCUCCAGCACACGUUCUUCAAGCGGACGACGGACGAGAGCACGAACACGAAUGCGAACAGCAACAGCAGCAGUCCGGCCGUUGCUCCUGUCGACGUUGCCCUGACCAACCACAACAAUAGUCAACACGGGUUAAACUUGAUCGGACGGCCGAGCAGGGAGAACAACGUGUACCAGGCGUCGGGCUUCGGGGGCGGGCCGAUGGAGUGCGACCCGUCGCCCUCCCGUCACCCGCACACCAGACGCUACCAUCAGAUGAACUCGCACGGGCCGUCGUCGCUGCCGUAUGCCCCGUACGGCUCCGUGAUAGAGCAGAAGCACGCGGCGCAGAACGGACCACAGAAGAGUACGUCGGGGGAGUCGCGCGACGACAGCAGCCCCAUGGUGGGCGUGUGCGUCCAGCAAAGUCCCGUGGUUAUACACUGAAGGCGUCCCGCCGCCGCCCGACUUGUGCGUGUACAGGAGUCCGUUGAGGUCGGUUCGUUGAGUCGAGAGUGCGACCAAAACAAAUUCAAUGUGGAAACGAGUCGAUUGUACCGGAUUCGAGGACAAUGUUCCGGUGUUCUGGUGUUCCGGUCUGUUCGGUGCGGUAACUCACUUGAAUCGAACGGGCGAACGGGGGCGUGGUCCGCGGAUUUCGGACCGGACGGUCGUGAUUGUUCGUAACGUAUUUGUUAUCUCGAUUAUGUUUAACAUUUGUCGAUUUUUAGAUAUUACCAUGUAUGUGUAAUAUUCCUUUACUGGUUAACUUAAGCAAAAUAAUCGUACCAUUACUUAAUUAUAAUGGCAGGAGUCAUUUUAUUAGAUUCCAUCUUCACAAUAUAUAUUUAAUAAAAUGUAUUCAAUUUUUGUCUUGGAUUUUAUAUUCCUAAACACUAAUUGCUUUAUUAUUUUUUGUUUGAUUACAUGCGUGAGAUAUUUUAUAUAAAUUUAAUUAUAACCAUCAUCAUUUUGAUGGUCACAAGGUGUUCAAAUGUUUACCUCAAUAAUUUUGUAAACAUUUCAUUAUAUGAAUAUUUUAUUUAUUAAUUACGAAAGUUUUUAAGUAAUUAUUUCCCUUGUUAUUACAAAAUUUGCGUCAAAUGUGUACUUAUACUAUAAUCAAGUGUUUGACCAUGUUUCUUUUUUAUUAUUUUUAUUUUUUUGAUAAAACUGAAUAAACUAUGAGAUAUUUAUACAUUAUUUUAUCACAUUUUUGCUGUUAAAUUAUAAGAAAUUAAAAAGCACAUAUUAAAUAAAAACUAUUGAUAUUUUAUACUAUUAACUCAUACCAUAAGUUAUUUGACAUAAAAACGUUUAAUUUAUCAUCAAAAUAUGUUAUAAAUCUCAAACUAAUACUGAUACAUAUCAAUAUUCAUCAAUAUAUAUUUUUUUCUAGUAAGGAAUAUUACAGUAUAUGUUUUUUUUUAAGUUUUACAUUUAAUAUUUAUAUUAUUAUUUAAAUAAUAUCGUUAUAUUGUUUUAUCCAUUUGAGUUACCGAUAAUCGAAACACCGAACAACACCAUCUCUUUGCCUAAGUAUUUGUUUUCACUAGAACAUUAUACCAAUUCUUUAUUCGAUGAAAAUAUCAUCUGGAUAAAUUAUUAUGACUUGAAAUGUAGGUACAUUAUGUAACAAAAACUAAAAUCAUUAAAAAUAAAUUAUCAGGCACAAAAAGUUUGUUUGCUUUCUGUGAUAUAAUAUUAAUGUGAUAAAUUUUAAAGUGUUUUAUUGUUAUUUUAUUUUAAAAUGAUCACAUGUUAUUAUUAUAAAGUAGAUUGGUAACAAAAUGGUAAGUGCAAUUCACUAAAUCAAACGAUGGCAAAUUUGGAAGUGACGAGUAAGACCACGUACUUAAAAAAUGCAUGUUACUCUUUCCUGAGUAGAAAGUGCCACUCUUUCCAUCAUUGAAUUUGUUUAAAUACGACAAGAAGGUCUCACACAAUAACCCGGACGACCUGUACGCAAAUACAAUGCCGUUGGAUAUUUUUAAAUUUCACCCAGACAAUUGUGAACUCGUUGCUCAUUUAUACAAAGAUGAAAAAGUGAUACGAAGUGGAAAUAUUGUGAUUCUCCUGAAGUCAUCAUGUACAUAAAUAGUUUAAAAAUAAAAGAAAUAAAGGCAUAAACACGAACAACCACCCGUAGGCGAAAAACAUGAACGAUUUAAGUGUUAAGAAUAAAAAUUGAUGUUACGCGCAGUGAUGAAUUUAAAGUAUUGUCCAUUCCGACAAGAGACUCUAGCUUGAUUUGCUCUAUUGCAACCAUAAAUUCGAUUAUUUCGUGCGGUAACGUCGUCGAUAGAGCGUCAAUUGGUCCGAGAAUGUCGAGUUUUUACUCAAAAAGACUGAAUUUAUUUCCUACUGAAUCUUGACAUUGUUCAAUCGAUUAUUUAUUUGUUUCUACUACAGCGUUUUAUUUUUACGUGUUAUUAUUUAUUAGUUAUUUGAUUUUUUUACAUACAACUAUUUAUUUAUCAUAUAAACUAGUUCCUAUGUAACGUUGUCAGUUCCCCACCAAUUAAACGCUCUAUCAACUAAAGUACGCACGUAUUUAUUGGUAGUUGAACAAGAACGAUGUUUUCUACGAGUUAAAAAAAUAAACGACAACCCCCUCCACCCAAUUUUUGCGACUGUAUUUAUAUAACAUGUAAUUGGCUCUGGUGAUGUGUUCUCUAAUAUGGAAUUAUCAGUGUCCGCUAAAAUCAAGUUGUAAUUUAUCUCAAGCAAAACCGUUUACAAAAUACAUGUAAAAUACACAUCAACACAAUAUUUAUGACAAUCGAUUAUUUAAAUAUGUUCGUUGAUUCGACGACAACUUGUUGAUUGAUUUGAAUAUGUUAAACCAUGACGUUUCAAUAUAAUAAAUGGAAAUACGAUAUUUUUUGUUCAGAUACUUUUAAUUUUUAGUAAAUGUUAAUAAUAAAUAAUUAACUAAAGAAUUGUAAUGUUUGUAUUUUCCUUUUUAUCCCACUUAAAUAGUUUUUGAUCAAUUUCAAUAUCAAAAGAAUUAGAAAAGUUAAAAUAAAUAUGAAUAAAACUGUUUAAACGUCAUGUUAACAUUUCAUAUGCAAAUUUGUUUUCAAACACACAAUUAACAAUACUUAGAAUAAGAGUUGUUUAUUUGAAAUAGUAAAGGUCAAUUACUCUAUACAAUAAGUUGUUGUUAAAGUAAGUGUAGCAUUGGCACUGUAAUAACACAUAAGAUUAUUAUGUAUAAUAUAUUUUUUUUUACAAAUGAUAAAUAUAAAGUAGUGUCAUGAUGAUAAAGAUUAGAAUUACUAGAAAGUAUUUUGUAAAUUAAUGUGAUAUACCCGAAUGUGAUAUUUCAUGAUUUGAUUUUAGCAAAAAACUAAAAUAAUGCUUGAAUAAUUGUACAUUUUAGUGAUGCCUUGCGUUAAGAAAUAUUUGGAGAAAUUCAUUUUUCUUGGUAUGUUUCUUAAUGUAUGUGAGAGUGUCAAAAACGGGACUAUUUUGUCAACUAAAGAAAUUGUAUAAAUUGUACAUUUGUAUAAUAAUCCAUAAAUUAAGUACUGUAUAAAUCAAGCAACUUUUCAAAUCUUCAUUCUUAAAAUGUACAAACAAUUCGAUGUUCAUAUUUAAUCGAUUCUGUAACCACGUAUAAGUGUUAUUAUUCUAUAUUCAUAGUCUACCAGGGCCAAUAGAUUAUACGGGAGUGAUGAGUGUUUGUUAAAGAACAGGUCGUUAAUUUAAAUGAAAAUCACAAUAAACUUAUCAUAAUUCGCUCCGUAUACAGAACAUAUGCAUUCAAAAUACGUCUUAUUAGUUUAAUGCCAGUGCCAAAUAUCAAAAUUUUAGAUUCGAAAUGAUCCGAGUUUACCUUUCAAAUAUUUCGAUUUAGACAAUUUUUAAAUUUUCCAAACAAUAAAUCUAUUAAAGAAGUAUUUUGAAUGUCGAAUGCAUUUUUAAUUUUUUAAUUUGAGUUUGUCGGAAAUAUUUGAUUCCAAUGCGUUCUAUAUCAAAAAUGUGAUAUGUCAAGGAAUUACAUCAGCAACAUUCAUAUCUAAUGUGUUCUAGAGAUAAAUAAUACGCUUCCCGGCAAAAAUAACCAUUUUUGGAUUUCAAUUCUCCACUAAAGUGAAAUAAUUAUAAAUAACUCCAAUAUGAUACAGGCGUAUUUUUGUCGGAAUGUGUAUCGACACAGGCCUACAUAUAUCUACCUAAUUACAAUAUUAUCUGAUGUAAGUAUAUUUGGCAUGUCAGAAUUAAUCUAUUAAUUGUCAUAACACAGUUUCUAAAAUUUCAUUCCAUUAACUUGCACACAAGUUAAUUUGUGAUCACUAAAGAAAUUGUGUAAAGUACUGAUGUAUUGUUAAUUCUUAUUAAUUUGUAUCACAAGUAUAGUUUAUUUAUGAGUUUAAGGGGAAAACUGACGCUUCUUGUGUCGGUUUAUACCUAUCGUUUUGGUUACUUACAAUUAGUGAUGUAAUUCACAUAGAAGUGUAUUUGUUAAAUCGGAAACUUUUGUGUACAGUGCCCUUCUUAUUACGUUUAGUUCGUGGAAAAAGAACCGCUAUAGUUCAGUUGAUAGUGUACAUUUUACAUAUGCCAUCAUCUAUAACUUCCUAUUGCUCUUAAAUAAAUUUACAAUUGAAAAUA
This is a messenger RNA of Aethina tumida (small hive beetle), 6863 nucleotides long. Its product is annotated as serine/threonine-protein kinase minibrain. The transcript has 8 exons. Gene Ontology annotation, molecular function: protein serine/threonine kinase activity; ATP binding; protein serine/threonine/tyrosine kinase activity. The record is from RefSeq and is a predicted model, not a curated record. Gene Ontology annotation, cellular component: nucleus. Gene Ontology annotation, biological process: peptidyl-serine phosphorylation; protein autophosphorylation; peptidyl-threonine phosphorylation. Lineage: Eukaryota; Metazoa; Arthropoda; Insecta; Coleoptera; Nitidulidae. The coding region runs from base 855 to 2690 and encodes 611 amino acids.